Toxoplasma gondii ME49 is the source of this 2767-nucleotide messenger RNA. RefSeq names its product ferredoxin NADP+ oxidoreductase FNR. Lineage: Eukaryota; Apicomplexa; Conoidasida; Eucoccidiorida; Sarcocystidae. The record is from RefSeq and is a predicted model, not a curated record. Bases 1171 to 2664 code for a protein of 497 amino acids. Gene Ontology annotation, molecular function: oxidoreductase activity. The transcript is spliced from 8 exons.
CUCACGUCGCGGGUGAAUGGCAGUUCCCUUUAUUUGAAAUUCCCGUGUAUAACUCGCGUGUUUACUUCCUGAUACAGCUUCUCGAACAGCCGCUACAUCAACGGCGACUGCGUGUCCCCUGCAGACUCAAAGAAGGCACCUGUCCCACGAGGCUCGUUGUCGAUUGAGACAAUCCUCGAUGCUAAGCGUUUGCGGGAGAAGUGUAGGUUAAAUUUGGCUUCAGCGAGAGACCUGUGAAUUCCUCCGUUUUAAAUGCUGCUGCAGGACCCGGCGGAGGGACCACGGGACGCACACCUUUUCACCCACCAAUAUCCCAGUUCAGCGCGAUUGAACGUCGGCCGCGAAUCACUGUGAGAUUUCCCUGGAUUCACAACGUUGUUUUGUGUCAAAUACCAGUCUCUUGUAGUUGUGAGAGAAAACACUUCAGCAUAUUCGCAACUUACAUUACGGCUGGCCAGGACUGAACUUCUCUGCUCAACCCGUCCACGCCUCGGCACUCACUGCCCUUUUCUACCUCUUCUGCAGGAAAGUAUGCCUCACACUCCUAAUCUUUUCCAGUUCUGGUUGAGUGGGGAGUACCCCGGUGGUGUCAUGAGAAUCGGCGAAGCACAUACUUUCAGAACAGAAUUUCACCGUUUCGCCAGCGUGCAUGUAUCGGAUUCUGCUUCCUAAAUUUCGUCAUCCUUCGGCGUGCUGGUGCUGGCAGGCAUGCGUCUCCCAGCUGACAAGCAGAUACCAAAGUGACUUCUGUCUGAAGAUGGCUUCGUGUAUAGUCGACCACAUUGUCGUCGCCUGCAUCUCUACUCCCCAAGGUACACGUUGUGUCCUGAAGCUGGCACCCCAAUAACAGAACCUGCACCUUCGCGCUGGAACUUUUUACAGUCUCAGCUCCGCAUCCUUAUCCCCUCCGUCUGCUCUUGAACGGAUUCUUCUUGAUAAGGUGGACUGUCACACAGUCUGGAGAUCCAGCAGUCCCGUGUUGCGGACCGGUACAUCCUGCGGCGAUAGGAACAACCAGGCGUAUCAUCGUGUUUGCCAGUUGUCAUGUAGUUGCUGCUGUACUAAACCAGAUCGUCUACACCAAGUUCCAGUUGUUCGGCCUCAGAUCAACUUGCGGUCCGGUGGAGACAUCUGCGGGUCUGUUGAGACCGUUGUGAAGAGCGACAGGAAAUGGUUCGGGGCAUCCGUCCUCGUGUAUACUUUGCUUUUGUUGCGGUUGUAGCCUCUGUGGCUAUAUCCGUUCAAGAGGUCGUGAGCUUCCGCGUCGCGAAGAGAGGACCGCAUGUGAUUGAUCAUGGCGAUACAGCCUCGUGCGGUGUGCGAGUGUUUGACUCUUCCUCCACCGCAUAUUUGGGACCGCUGCGAGCCGCGGCUACAGCUAACUCGGUUUUAGGCUACCAGGGUCGAUUCCGUGGCGUCUCCAGCUUCCUUCUGCCGGGUGCAACGAGACAGUGCAGUGACAGGAGGAGGACGCAUUGUCUCCCCAAGUCGUCUGAAGGUUUCCUACCACAGUGGGGCACACUCGAAAGACCUCUUUCAGUGCGUCUAGACCGCAGUAGUACGCGCAAGCGGUCUGAUACGCCAACAGGCCUUUUCGCGACCCCGACCGACCAAACAUCCGUUGAUGCCAAGGCCGACGAGCUGCGAGUGGCAGUCAAUACCUUUCGUCCGGCUUCGCCCCUCAUAUGCCGAGUUGUCUCAGUUACCCCGGUGACUUCAAAAGACUCAUCGCCCGGUGACUCACACGGUGAAGCCCCGCAAGUGUUUUCGAUUGUCUUGCACCAUGGCAAGCAGCUGCCCUUUGUCGAAGGCCAAGGGAUAGGCAUCAUGCCACCAUCUCGAGCAGCCCAGGCACCGGUGGCCGACGAGUCGACUAGUCAAAGAAAUUCCGUUCAACCAGACGGUCAAGGACAGCAGCCCACCACUGUCGCAAGUAUCUGUAAACGUCGCUUGCUUCCGCGGAUAUACAGCAUCGCGUCCAGCCGGGAUGGCGACGACGGUUGUGGUAGCACACUGACUCUAUGUGUCAAGAAGCACAUCUACGCGGACCCUGUCACUGGCAAGAGAGACCGACAGAAGGACGGCAUCUGCUCGACGUAUAUUUGUGACGCCAAGUGUGGCGAUGAAGUCGAGGUGACAGGCCCCGUAGGGAAAACCUUGUUGCUUCCUACGAGUACAGAGACCCCACUCGUGAUGCUUGCCACUGGCACGGGCGUGGCCCCCUUUCGUAGCCAUCUCCAGGCUCUGCGGCGAAAAUUACUAUCCGCAGGUGGGCCUUCAGCUGCGCAGCCUGCAAAUCGUCCUAAAGUUCUUCUCUUCAUCGGCGCCAGGACCGCCGCUGCAGUGCCUUAUAUGAAUGAGUGGAGAGAUAUCGAAGCACAACGAGAUGGAAACUUCGUCGACAUCCACUUUGCUUUAUCGAGACAAAUGAAAAACCCGCAGGGGAAAAAACUGUAUAUUCAAGACGUGGUUUGGCAAGAACGCGAGAAGGUUUGGAAGGCUUUGGAUAGGGACGGUGGUCACCUUUACGCAUGUGGCUUGAAGAAUAUGAUGGUUGGCGUCCACGAGGUCCUCGGAAAUAUGGCAGAAGAAAAAGGCCUCCCGCGGGAUCACCUUGCCUCCUUACUUAAGCACCAACGGCGAUGGCACGUUGAGGUGUACUGAAGCACACGAAUGUCGAGACAUUGACGAAGUGAAGAAUACAGCCUCGCCUUUGUCUGGAAGCUCACCGUUCGGGAGCUGGGAGCGGCUGGUAACGGAAAUGGUG